AUGACUAGGUACGCUCAUAAAAAUAGUUUUCUACCAGUACACUUGCCGAUUAUAUUCACAUAUUCUGAACGAGCGUCGUCAUCGGCGUUAGACGGACAGUUUUCUGUUAGUCGAACAACAGACAAUAUCGGACCUCGUUCUACAUUAUGUAAUCAUAAGAAAAGUUCAACCUUGUACGUGGAGUGUAGCACGGCAGUGUCCGCGUCAUUAGCAAACGUACCAGGUUAUGCUUCUUUUUCAAAACGAAAUGAACAACGUUCGCUUCGCUUCGAACAACGAUAUUCAUCGUUGAAUAUGAACCUAUUUCAUACAAAAAAUUGGACAAAUAAUUGUUCAACCUUGAUAUACUCGUGUAUACGUGAAUGUGGGGGUUGGGGAGAUCGACAACGCGGUCUUGAAUCUGCAUUCCUCUUAGCUCUAAUAACAGAUCGUCGUUUUAUGAUAGAGAUGAAUUUUCCGUGUGAUAUUAGAACAGCUUUACAACCGAACUAG
Didymodactylos carnosus is the source of this 492-nucleotide messenger RNA. NCBI's taxonomy places the organism in Eukaryota, Metazoa, Rotifera, Eurotatoria, Philodinida, Philodinidae. The record is from the annotation of a GenBank genome assembly.